Messenger RNA from Dermacentor albipictus, 2238 nucleotides. The record is from RefSeq and is a predicted model, not a curated record. Lineage: Eukaryota; Metazoa; Arthropoda; Arachnida; Ixodida; Ixodidae.
AUGCCGCAGCGCACCAGGAGCCGAGGGAGUGACGACCCAAAUGCUCCGACACCUGGCCGCCAGCGAGCAUCAGCGCCUGCUCGACUGCUACAACGACAUCUGGCGGUCAGGCCAGGGGCCGGAGACAUGGCGCACAGUCAUCGUGGCCCCCAUCCUGAAGGCCGGAAAGCCGGCUGGAAACGUGAGCUCCUAUCAGCCUGUCUCCCUCACCUCCGCCACUUGCAAGGUGAUGGAGGCAAUGGCUGUGGUCUGACUGGACUGGGUGGCCCGUGCCUAUGGCUUUUUGGCCAACGAGCAGUGGGGUUCCGGCGGCAACGAUGCACCGCGAACUCCAUUGCGGAUGUGGUCUACACACUGGAAGGGGCCAAGGCCUGCGGUGACACCCUGCUCCUGGUGCUUGUCGACAUCAAGGGGACCUUCGAUGGCCUGCCCCACCCAGUUGUUCAGCAGGCCCUGGACCUACUUGGCAUCAACGGGAACUUGCGGCGGUUCAUCUCGUCGUUCCUACAGGAACGCACCUUCAGGGUACGAGUGGGCCAAUCGAGGAGCUCCCCUCGGCCGGUGGCAGGGGGCAUCCUACAAGGGUUGGUGGUGAGCCCAUUCCUGUUCAACCUGGCACUGGCCUGGCUUCCUGCUGCCCUGCUGAUCGGACUAAUAGCCGCGCGCAAAAAGCCACGUCCUCCUCGGAAGACCGAGGCCAAGCUGCUCCACCCCAGCGCAGCUGCCCGCCACACAGCUGUCCGGUUGCACCUGGGAGGCGUUCAUUCACCAUGGAGCACGGCAGUGACGUACCUGGGACUGCACCUUGAUCACCGGCUGUCCUGGUUGCCUGCUGUCAAGACCCUGCAUGUCCAGGUCCUCCGAGACCGCAAGGCAGUCUCCCAGCUUCUUGCCCGACGACAGGGCUGUACCACUGGGUGGGCUCUGUGGCAGUACGAUGCAGCAGCCACCUCACGCCUGCGGUACGCCCUCUCACUCGUGGCACUACCACCUGCCCGUGUCAUGAAUCUGGAGCUGCAGCAUCGGGCCGCAAUUAGGCUCUGCCUGAGUGCUCCCCGCAGCUCCCAAGUCGCUGCAACCUUGGCCGAGGCAGGAGCAUGGCCCCUGCUACUCCUCCUCCUGCAACAAGGGCUACGCCAUGUUGACCGCCUCCACCAUGGCCCAGACGGCAGUGCCCUACUGUCCCGACUGCGCUCGCGGCCCCAUUCACAAAUGGGCAGAAUCUGUGGGCUGUACGAGGAGGUGAUUGGGAGGCCUCCAGCGAACAAUACAAAGCUGGCUCCUCCCCAGAGACCACCCAUACCUCUCACCACAGUGCUGCCCGGCGUUUUCAAACGGCGCUCCCCGACUUGUGCCCUUCAGCAGACGGCUGCCUCCCUCCUGCAUGAGGACCACGGAGAACCCCUGCAGACCUACGUUGACGGCUCAGGUAUGCCGGACUCAGGCUCGUCGACUGCGGCCUGCGUGGUGUCCGUCUUGAGGAAGGGCAAGCAGUGUCACCUCCCCGAUCAUGCGCCGUCAACAGCGGCAGAGGUAGCUGGCCUCCUCCUGGCUGUGGACUUACUCAUGGAGGAGCUGCCAGCGACCCCAGUUACCAUCUGCUGCGACUCCAAGGUGGCACUUCUCAGCCUGCAGGGGCCAGAAAGUGCCAGCUUUGGGGUCGCCCUGCUUUCGACAAGGGUGAUGGCGCUCCAGGAAGCGGGCUGCUCAGUGUCCCUGCACUGUCACCCAGCCCACGUAGGGACAUCGGGCAACGAGGAAGCUGGUUCACUGGCAAAGCGUGCCCAAUACUGCGUGGUCCCGCCCAGCCUGGCAGUAACAGCCAAUGAUUUCACAAGCCAUAGGCUUCGACGCCAUCUGCUGACCUGCCGUCCGGACAAGCGAAUGUCCUUCGGCCGCCCCCCGCGAACACUUCCACAGCGCGGCCUCGAACGCAGGGACACCUCCUUCCUUCUGCGACUGAGGACUGGCUGCUGUUGGACGGGUGCUCGCCGCCAUCGGCAUGGCCUUAUCGCAUCUCUAGCCUGCGCCUCCUGUGGGAAGCGUGAGACCGUGGAACACCUCCUGCUGGCCUGUCCUGCUUACCUGCAGCAGCAUGGCGGCCUCCUGCAGGAGAUCCGACGCCUGGAGCUUCUUUCUGCAUGGCAAGAAGACAUAUUCCUUGGUCGCAACGAGCUACCUGCCCUCCUAAGUGUUGUCGAGUACCUCGACUUAUCGGGGCUCUCGUUGAGACUCUAG